AUCAAAUUGAACUAUACAAAGAAAAAAAGCUGUAGAAAUACUUAACACAGAAAGUAAAAGAGAGUGAUCAAUCAAGUCAUCAUUAUUCACUGUCGAUCCAAAAAAUCUUGCCGUAGAUUUCGCCUUAAACAUUUCUAUUUUUGAUUACACGACAUUUACUUUUGAUCUAUCUCUGUUUAAUUUUUGAUUUCGUCUUCCGCAAUUCACGCAGAAAUCAAAAACUCUAAAAGAAAAAAACAACAUUCUCUAAACUUUUCUCUCUGUAUAUAUCUAACGAAAACCGCAACAGCAAUAGUUUCAUCAUUCACCGGAGAUCCGAAUCACAAUAACCGGCGCCGGUUUAAGAGAUAGUUCCGGUACACAUGUGUUGUUGACGCGGAGGAGCGAAAUUCUGGGAAUGGGUUGUGUCAACUCGAAGCAGACUGUUUCUGUAACGCCAGCGAUCGAUCACUCUGGUGUUUUCAGGGACAAUGUUUGUUCUGGUUCCGGUAGAAUUGUGGUUGAGGAUCUUCCUCCGGUGACGGAGACGAAGCUUUUGUCGUGGUGGAGCAAGAGCGGGAAGAAGAGUAGUAGUAAAAAGAGCGGUAGUGAGUUGGGUAGCGAUUUCGGUGAGUUGAGUGAGUCUGGUCGAGCGAGUUCGAAUUGUAGGAGUGAGUCGGUGAGUUUCCGCCUCGGUAAUUUGAGCAAGUACCUUGAAGCUGAGCAGGUCGCAGCUGGUUGGCCUGCGUGGCUUAGCAACGUCGCUGGUGAAGCUAUUCAUGGUUGGGUUCCAUUUCGAUCCGACGCUUUCGAAAAACUCGAAAAGAUUGGACAAGGGACUUAUAGUAGUGUGUUCCGUGCAAGAGAGACUGAAACAGGGAGGAUAGUGGCUUUGAAGAAAGUUAGAUUUGACAAUUUUGAGCCAGAGAGUGUUAGGUUCAUGGCUAGAGAGAUUUUGAUACUUAGGAAACUCAAUCAUCCCAACAUUAUCAAACUAGAAGGUAUUGUUACUUCAAAGCUAUCUUGCAGCAUACAUCUCGUGUUCGAGUAUAUGGAGCAUGAUCUCACUGGUCUUCUUUCUAGCCCUGAUAUCGACUUCACUACUCCACAGAUUAAGUGUUAUAUGAAACAAUUGUUGUCUGGACUUGAUCACUGUCACGCACGAGGUGUGAUGCAUCGGGACAUUAAGGGCUCAAAUCUUUUGGUGAAUAAUGAAGGAAUAUUGAAGGUUGCUGAUUUUGGGCUAGCUAAUUUUUGCAAUGCUUCUGGGAAUAAGCAACCUCUUACAAGUCGAGUUGUGACUUUGUGGUACCGUCCACCUGAACUUUUGCUCGGGGCAACGGAAUAUGGAGCAUCUGUUGAUUUGUGGAGUGUUGGCUGUGUUUUUGCUGAACUUCUAAUUGGAAAACCGGUUCUGCAAGGGAGAACUGAGGUCGAGCAGUUGCACAAGAUAUUCAAACUUUGUGGAUCUCCACCUGAAGAUUACUGGAAAAAGUCCAAACUUCCUCAUGCAAUGCUUUUCAAACCACAGCAACAUUAUGAUGGUUGUCUCCGAGAAACCUUGAAGUUGAAAGGUUUAUCCGAUGCUGACAUCAAUCUUAUAGAAACUCUUCUUUCUAUACAGCCCCACAAACGUGGGACUGCGUCUACUGCCCUUGUUUCUCAGUAUUUUACUUCAAAGCCUUUUGCUUGUGAUCCCUCAAGUUUGCCUGUAUACUCGCCUAGCAAGGAGAUUGAUGCAAAGCAUCGAGAAGACACAACAAGGAAAAAAAUCAGCGGGAAUGGGAGACGUGGUACAGAAUCGAGGAAGCCAACACGAAAGCCCCCUGCAUUUGCUAAACUGGCACCAGCUGAGGAUGUACGGCACCACUCCCAGAAGUUUCAGAAACGUAAUGGUCAUUCAGUUCAUAAUUCGAUUGAUAGUGAUUCCACUUUAUUUGAGAAAAUGCAAAAGCCAUCAAAUCAUGAAAAGGAUGAAGCUUCUCAUGUGAAGAACGCAUCACAAGGAGAUGUGCCUUUCUCAGGGCCUUUGCAAGUCUCUGUAUCAAGUGGUUUUGCGUGGGCAAAGCGACGAAAAGAUGAUAUAUGUGUUAGAUCACAUAAUAGAUCUCUUUCAAGAGGUCAUAUUCCUAACCUGUUGGGACCUUCUCCUGCUUUCAGUGAGAAUACUGACGUUGACUCUAAAAACAAUGAGAAAGAAAAGGAAGAAAAACAUGGGGAAAGAACGGAUUCUCAAGACCGUGAGGCGUAUGAGAUGUUGAAACUUUCAAUGCUAAAGAAGUGGAGGCAACUUGAACGACCAGAUUCUUUUGGUGGUUCUGACGAGUAUCAUUCACAGGAACUGUCAUUGGAACUUUAUCAGCGAGAAGAAAAGGCAGCAAAGCUGGGUCAUUUGGUACGUUUGUAGAUUAUAGAAGCAACCCUUUUUUCAGCUUAUUAUAGAAAUUCCAGUUGAGAUACUAGAGACCAAGUAUACUUAGUUUUGCACAUCUCUACUGAGAGAAAUUAAGAACCUAGCUUUACCUUUCUUAUGCAAAUCUUAACUUAUAUAAAUCUGAAGUUAUGAUUUCUUGAAAUUUGUGAUAUGCUAGUUAUGUUAAGCUGUCUUGCUAAUGGCAGCGGUUUUGGGAUCACAUGUACCCCUUAUAAAGGAGUAAGAUAUGAAUUUCAAAGCUUCAUAUUGAUGUGUGACACUGACAUCAUAAAAAUCAGUAGAAAGAGAUCCUGAUUGCUAUAUGACUGAGUGUAGCUUUGUUGCUUUAUGUUUUUUCCCACUUUGUUACUUGAGGGGAAAACGUAGAAAAUGCAUGAUUGAGUUAAAAUCUUAGAGGAUAUUUUGAAAAACAUACUCAAUGAGGCUAAUGAGUUAAGAUCUUGACAGGGUUACGAAGACAAUGAUGAGAAAAUCGAAUUCUCAGGGCCCUUGUUGUCUAAAUCUUAUGGAGUUGAUGAGCUUUUGGAACGCCAUGAACGCCAAAUUCGCCAGUUAGUUAGAAAAUCGUGGUUCCAGAAAGGUAAGAAACAAGGGAAAUGAAUGACUCUGCAUAAACCUUUCUGUGUCAUGAAACAAGCUCCCCAAGUGGAUCUAGAAGAGAGCUCCUAGAACUCAAAAGACUAUAUGCAUUUUGAUGGUUUGAGAAAGACAACGUUAACAAGAUCUUCAGACAGAAACUGUGAUGGUGAAGCAAAUAUGGAGAAAGCCAUGAAGCAUUAUUAUUUUCUGUUAAUGUCAAUUUAUAAUAUAAUCUUCUCUAAUAAAUCAAAAUUUUGAGAAUAUGACAAUUACAGCGCAGUUUUCUGAUUUUUCAUGUAUAGGCAUAAGCAUAUCUAUAAAAUAUUCAAUUGUAGUAUAAAUAAAAGAUCUGGAUAUUUGUUAUACAGAAAUUAUUGAUUAUAAUCCAAAGUUGGGACACCAUCUCGUUUUGUGAUGUGUGGUGGUCACUGGUAUUUAAUGAUGUCUCGUGACGAUGGUGUAUGGGAGUGAUGUUGGAUUAUGACGUUUGUUGUUAUCAUCUUGUUUCAUUAUAUCAUCAGGAUGUGACACAUUAUGUUCAAGUUAUAUAAUCC
Molecule: messenger RNA, 3546 nt
Organism: Arabidopsis thaliana (thale cress)
Lineage: Eukaryota; Viridiplantae; Streptophyta; Magnoliopsida; Brassicales; Brassicaceae
Gene: IBS1
Product: Protein kinase superfamily protein
Exons: 8
Coding region: 398-2386 (662 amino acids)
Molecular function (GO): protein kinase activity; ATP binding
Source: RefSeq, marked reviewed